AUGGCGAUCCCAAGAAAUCACCCUGCUUCAGGACAAGCACCCAAACCAAUGCCUGUCUUGCCUCACGAGAUCAUUGAGAUGAUUUUCCAGUCUCUCGAGACCUUAGUCUCACUCGAAGAGUCCAUCGAUACAGCUCGACCAGAAUGGCAUGUGUCUGGAAGUGUGCAAAGAUCAUUUCAAGUCAAUCAAGUCAGACUUCUAGAGAUUCUUAACCGUCAUUGGACCCUAAUUUCUCUCGUAUCACAAUUUUGGCAUAAAGCUGUCAGCGAUAGACGUCAAAAUUUUCCAACUACCAUCAAAUCCUCUUCUACUCAAUUGCCGCUCAUCCGGCUAGCCCAUCCAAUACUCAAGAUCACAAAUCUAUCAGCUCAGAUAAAUGGGGAUCAAGUAUUCUCGACCAUUUGUAGUCUCAAUGCUUGUCAUCCGCUAGAAUCUAUUACUCUUUAUCAAGACGGGCAAGAAUUGGAGCCUUCUGAGCAAUCUUGGGAUUCUCUCUCCCAGGUUAAGUACUUGAGGGAACUCAUAAUCCAUCAGCCUUUGUCGAUACCCUUUUCAUCAGUUUUCAAGGUCUUGGAGUCUUGCCUGAAUCUUCAAGUGCUUAAGAUUUACUCAUUUGGAGAUUUAGCGUCGCCGCAGUCGUCUAUCCCGCCGAUCGGCAAUCAUCAGGAGGUGGAUGAAGAUAAGAUGCGUAAAACACUCAAGCAUCUCACAUGUCACUUCUCUUUACCCUGGCAUCCGAGCCAAUCGUGCAACUCCCUCGUUAGUCUACUUCGUAAGGGAAUUUCUUCUCUGAAUAUCUUAACCUUAGUCUUCGACAACAGACACUCGGACCUUAAUGAAGAGGACAACCUUGAAGAUGAAGAGGAGCAAGUAGCUGGGAUUCAAGCUUUCAGAGCUGAAGGAUUACUGGAGGUUUUUAGAAACUGUCGAAAUCUCCAAACUCUCCGACUUGCUGCUCCCGCCGAAAUCUCCAAUUUACCGCUCGUCGACCCGAUCAUCAAUAAUCUCCAAGCUUUAGAACAUUUGCAUCUCAAAGGAAAUGUGUUUAGCCCGCUAUUAUUUACGAUGAAUGCGUUGCCUAAGACACUCAAGACGAUCGAUUGCCAAGCGUACUCGAGUCCGAUCUUACCCUUGCUGAGGGCGCUUCGAAAUUCUCUGCGCCAUCUAACAAAUCUUGAAUCUCUAACCAUCACCACCUACCGACGCAAGCCAAGAAACUUUGCAGAAGCGCUCUAUGGGCAAUUGGACCUUCCUCUCCCCACAGAAGAAGUUACAAGGGACGAACCUUUAUCUUGGGACCUUGAUCCAACCGAAACCCUAGCGGAACAAAAUUUAUUGACUCAAGAAUGUCAACUUCGAUCGAUUAAAAUUGAUGGGCCAAGAGCUUAUGCUCCUCCCAGUCACCAAAACUAG
Molecule: messenger RNA, 1413 nt
Organism: Puccinia graminis f. sp. tritici CRL 75-36-700-3
Lineage: Eukaryota; Fungi; Basidiomycota; Pucciniomycetes; Pucciniales; Pucciniaceae
Exons: 1
Coding region: 1-1413 (470 amino acids)
Source: RefSeq, a predicted model, not a curated record